Asparagus officinalis (garden asparagus) is the source of this 3279-nucleotide messenger RNA. Its product is annotated as translocase of chloroplast 159, chloroplastic-like. The coding region runs from base 1 to 3279 and encodes 1092 amino acids. Gene Ontology annotation, biological process: protein targeting to chloroplast. The transcript has 3 exons. Gene Ontology annotation, cellular component: chloroplast outer membrane. The record is from RefSeq and is a predicted model, not a curated record. Lineage: Eukaryota; Viridiplantae; Streptophyta; Magnoliopsida; Asparagales; Asparagaceae. Gene Ontology annotation, molecular function: GTP binding.
AUGAACUCCCUUUUCAUUCCCGCUCCCCUCUCAUCAGACGACGACGAUAACGGGUCCGGAUCCGAACCCGAACCCGCUUCCGAAGUCGCCGCGCGAGCGCCGAGCCCAUCCCCGUCGUUGUCGUCGGAGGUCUUCGACGACGUCGACGGCGAUGGGUUUCGCGUUAGGGUUCCCGGCGUCGACGAAGGAACCGGUUCGAACCCUAACCCUAGCUUGGAUAGAGGCGGGAGCUCUGAAGAAGAGGUCUUUGAUGAGGUCGAUGGCGAUGGGUUCUCUAUCGCCGCUAGGGUUUUGAGUGUGGAUGGUGUUGGAUCUGAAGCGGGCACUGGAAAAGAUGGCAACUUUGGAACUGGGUUGAGAGAAUUGGGCUCUGCGGAUGAAGAAUUAGAGGGUUUCGAGGCAGAGACAGAGAGAGAUGGGGUCGACGAGGAUUUCAAUGCUACUGGUUCUGUGGAAGGCAGGGUGUUUGGUGAAGCGCAAAGCCCUAAUGCAGAGGAGAAAUACAUGGAAGAUGAGAUUUUCGGCGAAAGCUUGAACUUGAUUGACGGGGAAGGUGAAUUUGAAUUCGUUGAUUCAGCGGAUGGAAUUGAUAAGGAGAAUGAGAGUAUCGAUGCUCUAUAUCAAAAAGAUGAGAACUCGGGAGGUGAUUUAAGAGAAUCGAGCUCUGCUGUCGAAGAAUUAGAGGAUACGGAACCUCAAAUCUCUAAAGCAGAGGAGAAGCAAGUGAAGGAUGAGGCAUCGAGCAAAAGCUUGAACUUGGCAGAAAGUUUUGCCAAGGAUGGGAAAGAUGAAUUUAUAUUCGGUGAUUAUGUUGAUGGAAUUGACAAGAAGGAUGCAAGAAUCGAUGUUCUAAAUGAAAAAGAUGAGAAUUUGGGAAGUGAGUUGAGUGAUUUGAGCUCUACGGUUGAACAAUUAGAGGAUUUGAAACCUCAAAGCUCUAAUGCAGAGGAGAAACAUGUAGAAGAUGAGGAUUUGAGGGAAAGCUUGAUAUCAACAGGAGGUUUGAGUAAAGAUGGGGAAGGUGAGUUUGAAAUUGGUAACUCUGUGGAUGGAAAUGAUAAUGAGAAUGAAAAUGUCGAUGUCCUAGAUGAAAAUCAUGAGAAUUUGGGAAGUGAAAGCGGUGAAGAUAAUAAAGAUAGUGCACGGGUAAAAGAAAAAUAUGAGAAUUUGGGAGGUGGAUUGAGAGAAUCGAGUUCUGUUGUUGAAGAAUUAGAAGUUUUGAAACCAGCGAAUGUGGUAUCUGUUGUUGGUGAAGCUCGAAGUCCUAGUGCAGAGGAGAAUCAUGUGAAAGAUGAGGUUUUGGGCGAAAGCUUGAAUUCCACAGAAGGUUUUAGUAAAGAUAGGGAAGAUGGAUUUAAACUCCGGCAUUCUAUGGAGAGAACUGAUGAGGAGAAUGAAAAAUUCGACAUGUUAGACAAAAAAUAUGAGAUUUUGUUACAUCACCAUCCAAAUAUAAACAGCACUGACACACGAGAAGUUGCUUUGGAGCCCACGGAAGAGAAGUACACGAUGACUGUGGAAGAUUAUGAGCCCAAAGAAUUGGAAUUUACCAACACCGUUGAUUCUAACCAAAAUUAUGAACUAGAUGAUGACAAUGGUUCUGCUGCUAUGGAUUCUAAUAAAUCUGAGAGCUCUUCAAACAAGCUUGAUUCUGAGGAUGGCAGCAAAGAGAAUGAGGGAGUAACUGGGGGUUUUAGUUCUCCUGUGAAUUCUAAUAUAGCUGAAAAUUCUGAUACCAUGGAUGGAACGCAGACUUCUCUAGUUGAGGACGAGAGGACAGUCGCCAAAUCAGAGGCAAGACCAGCAAAUGCAGAAAAUGGCAGCUUCUUCCAUGAGAAGGGAGUAAAAGAAGAGGAGAACUUUCAUGACAAGGUCGAGUUGAUCAGGAUAAAAUUCCUUCGCCUUGUUCACAGAUUAGGCCAUUCUCCUAAAGAAAAUGCGGUUACUUCAGUCCUAUAUCAUCUUGCAUGUACUGAGGAUACGAAGAAUUGGAUGUUUAAGUAUGAAAUAGCAAAAGAAAAGGCAAUCAAGUUUGAAAGAGAAGAGAAAGAUAAACUGGACUUCUCGUUGAGAAAGAUUGAAGGGCUUGUGGAUGGAAUCAAGAUCCAAGUUUUGGAUACUCCAGGCCUUAAAUCUUCUUUAUCGGAUCAAGCAUCAAACAGAAAGAUUCUUUCGUCAAUGAAGAAGCAUAUGAAGAAAUGCUUACCUGAUGUUGUUCUAUAUAUUGAUCGGUUUGAUACUCAUGCACGAGGUUUCAAUGAUUUACCCCUUUUGAAAUCGAUUACUAGUACUUUUGGCGCAUCAAUUUGGUCUAAAGUCAUCAUCGUUCUUACUCAUGCCUCUUCAACUCCAGCCGAGGGAGUAUCAUUUGAAGCGUCUAUAGAUCAGAGGUCUCAUAUAGUUCAAGAGUUAAUUUGGAAUGCACAUGGAGAUAUUAAGUUGAAGAAUCCAGUGAUUUUGGUUGAGAAUCACCCAUCCUAUAGGAGAAAUAUGGAAGCACAAAGAACUAAGUUGCUUCUCUCGUGUUAUUCUUCAAAAAUUCUAUCUGAAGCCAAAUCCCUCCAUAAGGUUCAAGGUUCUUCUGUGCACAAGUUCUUUAACUUCUUUUUGUCUUCACUUCAUGAGUCGAAACCCCACACAAAGCUCACUUCAGACAUAUAUGGGGUUGACAAUUCAGAUGCUUACUCCGAUGAGUUUUUGGAACAAGAAGAUCAGUAUAGCAAGCAGAAACAGAAGAAACAAUCCAAGAAGCAAAUCAAGAGAUUAGAAGAAAUAAAGAAAGGAGAGGAAAACUCGCAAGAUUUGGCGUUCCCUCCUCCCUUUGACUCUGAUGAUACAGUAGAUCUUCAUCGAUCUUUGGAACCAAGCUCAGGUCAUCAUACUGGUUUUCUCUGGGACACCCGAGUUUAUGAUCAUUACUAUGGUUUUGAUGGGGUCAGUCUCAAGAUUCCAGGUGCAAUUUAUGUCAAACUCAAGAAGGACAAGAAGGAUUGGAGAAUGAAUUUAGAAUCGUCAGUCUUAACCAGGCAUAAGAAAAAUGGCUCAUUGCUCGCAAACUUCGACACACAGAUUAUCGACAACCAGAUGGCAUACGGGGGCAAUGUAGAAGUAAAACUAUCGAAAAUGGCUGUUCGUGUUGGGAUGAAUAAUCAGAGGAGAGGGCGGAUAAGGGUCAGGACGAGUAGUUGGGAGCCGCUUGAGAUGGUGAUUAUGGGUCUCGUUUUGAUUGAUAUGUACAUUUUCAGGAGACAAUGGCCUGGUGAGUGUUCAUCUUCUUAG